Molecule: messenger RNA, 1610 nt
Organism: Blepharisma stoltei
Lineage: Eukaryota; Ciliophora; Heterotrichea; Heterotrichida; Blepharismidae
Source: the annotation of a GenBank genome assembly
AUGUCAAUGGAAUAUGCACCAGCUUGGUCAAUGCCUGGACGACAAUCUAUAAAACGCCUUACUUCUUCUCUUCCUCGUGAGCAAGCAAAACCAUUGGCAAAAUACUGCUUUUUAAUUGAGAAAAAUUUUUUAAUAUAAUAAAAAUUUAUUUAAUAUUUGAUAAUUGAAAAUUAUAGAAUUUUCCCAUAGAUAGCGCUGUUUGCCUUUGAUUUACCCACUGAGAAAAUUUUUUGGUUUGACCAAACCAUAUGGUACUGGUCGAACCAAAAAAUUUUUCCCAGUGGCCAAAUCAAAGGCAAACAGCGCCAAAUAUUGGAAAAUUCUAUAUUUAAUUUUGAGAAAAAUUUAAGAUAUUUAAAUUUUAAAAAAAAAUAAACUGAUGGGAGGAAAUUUUUUUGCUCUCAUUUGAAUGAGGAGUUAAUGAAGUUCCAGGUCCAGGAUCAUAUUCACCAAAAGAUCAGCCUGAUUCUCCAAAUUAUAAAAUCGGAACUAGCUCAAGAUAUAAUUUAACCAAACCUAAUAGCAUUUCUCCUGGACCUGGAGCUUAUAAUCCUUUACUUGACACAAGUCUCAACAGAUCCCAAAAAUUUAGCAAAAGUGCUCGAAAAUUUUUAGUUUCCAAUAACAUUGCACCAGGACCUGGUGCUUAUGAAAAUAAAAACAUAAUUGGAGAAGGCCCUCGUUUUUCAAUGCUCGGCCGUUUAGUCAGAUCAGCCUCAAACCAAAGUUUACCAGGACCUGGCCAAUAUAAUCUAAACACUUAUGAAAAAUUUAUUCCUCGUGCCCCAGAAUAUUCUAUGGGAUCAUCAAAAAGAGGCGAAAAACUGUCAAAAUCCAAUGGGAGCAUACCUGGGCCUGGGACUUAUGAUAAUAAAAAUUCUGCUAUAGAUGGUCCUCGUUGGAAGUUUGGAAAUGAAACAAGAAGCCAUAAUGCAAAAAGCAUGAAUCCUGGACCUGGAACUUAUAAUUUUGGAAGUUCUUUGGAUAGUAAAGGAUUCAGCAUUUCAGGACGUGCAGAAGAAAGUAAAGAAAGGUCAGUCACGCCUGGACCUGGAGCUUAUGAUAUAAAAGUAGGAGCAGAAUCUCCACAGUAUAGUGUAGGAAAAUCAAAUAGAGGUGUAAACAGUAAUACUCUUAAGAAAUUCAUACCAGGGCCAGGUGCUUAUAAUCCUGCAUAUACAGAGCCAAGCUUUGCAUCAGUUUUUGGGUCAAGUAAACGCAAAGCUUUAAGCACAACUCUAAAUAACCCAGGACCUGGGGCCUAUUCUUUAUCUAACCAGCCUGAUGGGCCAGUUUAUACAAUUAAAGGAAAAUAUCAAAGCAAGAAGUCUGAUUUUUUGCCAGGCCCAGGACAAUAUAACCCUCAAAAACGAGACAAGUCGCCUUCAUACUCAGUCAGCCGAGCCAACCGAAGCCAUGCCUCUCAUUCCAAAAACGAAGUCCCAGGUCCAGGCACUUACAACUCAAGCAACACUGACCGAGUUCCUGGCUGGGGAUUUGGCAGUGACCGUUGGAAAAAGAGAUCAUUCCUUGCAUCUCCAGGGCCAGGCUAUUACGACAUCCGAACAACCAUAGGACAAUUACCUUCAUAUGCAUUAUCUAAAAGAUAA